AUUCAGCUGUGCUCUUAUUUGACCUUCUUGUUUCCCGAGGGGAUUAUUGACUCGCUCCUGCGACCCUCUAUUCAAUAAUGAAUAAUAUCCGCCAAAUUCAAGCGCUCAACAAGCGCGAGCUUGAAAAUGCCAUAUCCCCGGAAGCUUCCUGGCACGCCGACUACAGAGACACCGCUUACAUAUACAUCGGUGGACUACCAUACGAUUUAUCCGAGGGUGAUAUUAUAACCAUCUUUUCGCAAUACGGCGAGCCCGUGCACAUAAACCUGGUGCGCGACAAAGAGACCGGAAAGAGUCGAGGCUUUUGCUUCUUGAAAUACGAGGAUCAACGCAGUACAGAUCUCGCUGUCGAUAACCUUGGUGGGGCAACAGUGCUGGGGAGAGUGCUGCGUGUGGACCACGUGAGAUACAAGCGGCGGGAUGACGAGGAGGAAACAGACAAUGUCGCAAAGCUCAUGGGUGAUACGACCAGCAAGGAUCAUGAUGACAGAGAUACAGAUGAUGAGCGGAGAAGACGGAGGAAGAGAAGGGGAAGCGAAUCAAGGGAGGAGCCCGCAAGACGGCCUCUGCUCAAGGAGGAGAUCGAGCUACAGGAGCUGAUUAAGAACCACGACGAGGAAGAUCCAAUGAAGGAGUUCCUCAUUGAAGAGAAGAAGGAGGAGGUCGCACUCGCUCUGGAAAAGAUGCGCAGCAGCGAGAAAUCAUCUCGGAGACGUGACAGCCGUGAGAGAUCAAGCCGCCAUCACCGUUCUCACCGUCGGAGACACGAUGACGAACGAGACUCGGAGAGAAGACGCAGAGAUCGGUCGCCCAGAAGGGAAGAGCGAUCUCAUAGAGCGAGGUCUCCUUCUAGAAGGGAGAGGUCCGACAGAGACAGGACGCCAGUCGCGUCGCGAUCCCCCGACUCCCGACGCUACAGAGAUAGACAUGAUCGACACCGUUAAAUGUCUGGAAAUGCUAUCUAAAUAUUAAAUAUGCUAAUGAGGACUGAGUCUCUUAACUGAUCCUGGGAAAAAGCCAUCCAAUAAAAGAUCUCCAGGAUCUUCGUGGCCGAAUGCUGCAGUCCGCGCCUGUUCUUGAAAUGCAAGUCUGCUGGUUCAUCAU
Molecule: messenger RNA, 1104 nt
Organism: Aspergillus eucalypticola CBS 122712
Lineage: Eukaryota; Fungi; Ascomycota; Eurotiomycetes; Eurotiales; Aspergillaceae
Exons: 2
Coding region: 78-944 (288 amino acids)
Biological process (GO): mRNA splicing, via spliceosome
Cellular component (GO): precatalytic spliceosome; U2 snRNP; catalytic step 2 spliceosome
Molecular function (GO): RNA binding
Source: RefSeq, a predicted model, not a curated record